This is a messenger RNA of Arabidopsis thaliana (thale cress), 4186 nucleotides long. Its product is annotated as eukaryotic translation initiation factor 2 (eIF-2) family protein. NCBI's taxonomy places the organism in Eukaryota, Viridiplantae, Streptophyta, Magnoliopsida, Brassicales, Brassicaceae. The transcript is spliced from 13 exons. The coding region runs from base 718 to 3996 and encodes 1092 amino acids. The record is from RefSeq and is marked reviewed. Gene Ontology annotation, cellular component: cytoplasm. Gene Ontology annotation, molecular function: GTPase activity; GTP binding.
AAUGCUAAGCAAUUCCACCUCCGAUUCAUCAUCCUCAUCCAUCGAUGGCUUCCUUGACGCCUUCGCACCUCCCUUAGACGGAGGAGCUGCCGCCCUCUUUUGUCUCCGUGGCUGCUGCACUAAAUUGGUGACUGGCUUACGGGAAUUAGCGGAAGGAGGCUUCUGAUAGGUAACAUCUCUCUGAGAUUGCUCCUUCAACGCCAUUUGAAGUAGCUCAUCUUCAUCUAAAUCAUCACUGCUAGACAUUGUUAUCUCUGACUUAGAUGAUCGUCUUUGUCUUCCUCCCUUGAGCUAAUCGCAGAGAUCUGUGCAGUUCUUAUUUGAAUUUAGUUUUGUGACUUUUUCCUUUGAAGAAUUUUUCUUCUGUUUUCGACUUUUUCCAAUUUCCAUGUAUUAAUGAAAUAAAAACUGGAGACUCACAAAACGCAGUCGUUGAUUAUUUUAACCUAAAAGUUAUAAAUUCUCCUUACUCAAGCUUUCUUCUUCGAUCGAAAUUUAUAAAUACGACGCGACAAACCUGAAUUGCGUUCAGAAACCCUAAAGCUCUCAAAUAUAUCUCUGCAACGAAAAGAAAUCACCUGCUUACUCUUCUCCUGAAAGACCUGAUCUUCUCCGGUGAAUUGUUUUUUGUUCCGUCAAUCUUCCGAGUUUGUUUUUGCCUAAUAUGAAGUUAAACCCAUUACAGAAAAAGGCUAUAUUCAUAUUUGAUUUCUAUCAAUGGAUCCGAGGAAUUCGAGUGCGUGGGGUGGGGGUGAUGGUCUCCCCCUUAUCUCAUCCAUGGGAGGUGUUGAAUCAAAGAAUAGAUGCUGUGUGACUGACGACGAUGGCUCUAUUGGUACGAAGCUAUGUGAGAAACCUAAAGCUGAGGAGAUUGAUUUUUCUGCUCGGAAAAAGAAGUUGAAAUCGAAGAAAGGCGGGUCUGUUAGCUUUGCUCUUCUCGAUGUUGAAGAUGACAAGGAGGAAGCAGAGGAUGGAGACGACAAAAAUCCUUCUAUUAGGAGUGAUGAGGUGGUUGGAGAAACUUCAAUGAGUAAGAAAAAGAAGAAGGAUAAGAGUGGCAAGCAUGGGGUAUGUGAAGAAGAUGAUGAUGCGGACAAGAUUCUUGCUCAACAUGGGAUAACAACUACUGUUUCAACAGGGCCUGAAGCGGAGAUAGCUCUAGCUCAACCUGAGCAAGUUGCAUCUGCAGAUGGGGCUGUUGACAAGGACGGAGAAGAAAAGACUGUUGAGUCAGCUACAGCGAAGAAAAAGAAAAAGAAGAAGGACAAGGACAAGAAAGCAAGUGCUUCUUUAGCUAUUUCUUCUGUGGAGGCUAAGGAGGAUAGACAAGGGAAGAAAGAUGUAAAGAUUAAAGUAGCGGAAAAGAAAGUUCCUAAACAUGUUCGAGAGAAGCAAGAGACUCUUGCGCGGUGGAAAGAAGCUGAAGAUGGGAAGAAGAAGGAAGAAGAAGAGAGAUUGAGGAAAGAGGAAGAGGAGCGCCGUAUAGAGGAAGAGCGAGAAAGGGAAGCUGAAGAGAUUAGGCAGAAGAGAAAGAUCAGGAAAAUGGAGAAGAAGCAAGAAGGCCUGAUUCUAACAGCAAAGCAAAAGCGUGAUGCUGCUAAGAAUGAGGCUUUCAGAAAAAGGGUGUUGACUGAUGCUGGAAGUCUUCUUGUUGCAGAUAAAAACGGUGAUUCCUCAAAACGUCCCAUAUAUGGCAAUAAAAACAAAUUAGCUUGCAAAAAAGCAAACGAUCCUGCUUCUGUCCAGGCUAAAGGUGAUGGGGAAACCAAGGAAAAUCAUGCAGCAGAUGAACCAUGUACUUUACCUGACUUGGUUUCAGUUGAAGAUAGAAGGGUUGGUAUUAUCGAAUCAGUAGACACAGAAGAGACACAUGAAUCUGUUGAUGUAUCACAAGAGAAUGGUGAUGAGGAAGAUGUGUGGGAUGCAAAAACUAAUUUUACCAUCAAGGGUGAUUCUGAUGAUGAGGAGGAAAAACCUCAGCCUGUGUUCAAGAAAGGUUUAAAAGACACUGCAUCAAAGGCACAUGAUUCAGUUCCUGGCGCAGAUAGACCAACAGUGAAGCCUGGAGGUUCUGGCAAGCCAAAAACAGCUGCCAAAAAAGCUAUGCCUAAGGUGGAUGAUACUACCCGGCCGAAAGAUACUUCUAAAAAGGAUGAAGGCUUAGUACUGAAUGAACUUGCUAAAGAAGUAGAAGAAAAUCUUCGCUCUCCAAUUUGCUGCAUCAUGGGUCAUGUUGAUUCUGGUAAAACAAAGCUGUUGGAUUGCAUCAGAGGAACAAAUGUUCAGGAAGGUGAAGCUGGAGGUAUUACUCAACAGAUUGGUGCAACCUUUUUCCCUGCAGAAAACAUCCGUGAGAGGACCAAAGAGUUACAAGCUAAUGCUAAACUCAAGGUGCCAGGUAUAUUGGUUAUCGAUACACCUGGACACGAGUCAUUCACAAAUCUGCGGUCAAGGGGUUCAAAUUUGUGUGACCUUGCAAUUCUAGUGGUUGAUAUAAUGCGAGGUCUAGAGCCACAAACCAUAGAAUCUCUUAAUCUUUUGAGAAGAAGGAAUGUAAAGUUCAUUAUUGCCUUGAAUAAGGUGGAUAGGCUAUAUGGGUGGGAAAAAAGCAAGAAUGCUCCUAUAAGGAAGACAAUGAUGCAACAAACGGGAGAUGUGGUUAAGGAAUUUAAAAUGAGGCUAAACCGAGUUCAAAACCAGUUCCAAGAACAAGGACUCAACAGUAUGCUUUAUUACAAGAACAGAGAAAUGGGAGAAACUAUCAGUAUCCUACCUGCUAGCGCUAUUAGUGGGGAAGGGAUUCCAGAUCUUUUACUGUUCUUGGUUCAAUGGGCUCAGAAAACGAUGGUGGAGAAACUUACAUAUGUUGACAAAGUGCAGUGUACCGUCCUUGAGGUCAAAGUUAUUGAAGGCCAUGGUAUUACAGUUGAUGUUGUUUUGGUCAACGGUGUACUCCGUGAAGGUGAUCAAAUUGUUGUUUGUGGGUCACAGGGACCAAUUGUAACAACUAUUAGAUCAUUGUUGACUCCUUAUCCUAUGAACGAGAUGCGGGUGACGGGUACCUAUAUGCCUCACAGAGAAGUAAAGGCUGCGCAGGGUAUCAAAAUUGCUGCACAGGGCCUUGAACACGCCAUUGCUGGUACUGCCUUGCAUGUGAUUGGACCUAAUGAGGACAUGGAAGAAGCCAAGAAAAAUGCCAUGGAAGAUAUUGAGUCAGUUAUGAACCGCAUUGACAAAAGUGGUGAAGGCGUUUAUGUACAAGCAUCUACAUUAGGGUCCUUGGAAGCAUUGCUCGAGUUCUUGAAGUCCUCAGAUGUAAAAAUACCUGUCAGUGGUAUUGGCAUAGGACCUGUGCAUAAGAAGGAUAUCAUGAAGGCCGGGGUAAUGCUAGAGAAGAAAAAAGAGUUUGCAACGAUUUUGGCCUUUGAUGUGAAAAUAAGUGCAGAAGCUCGUGAACUUGCAGACAAAAUGGGAGUAAAAAUCUUCUGCGAUGAUACCAUCUAUUGUCUGUUCGAUAAGUUUAAGAGUUACAUAGAGGGUAUCAAAGAGGAGAAAAAGAAAGAAACAGCUUGUGAAGCAGUUUUCCCAUGUAUCCUUCAGAUUUUACCAAACCAUAUCUACAAUCAGAGGGACCCAAUUAUCCUUGGAGUUAAAGUCAAUGAUGGAAUACUAAAGGUUGGAACUCCCAUUUGCAUUGUUAAAAGGAUUGAGAAUGUAAGAGUGUUUAUGGACAUUGGGCGCGUCUCAUCAAUUAAGAAUAACAACAACAUGCCAGUUGAUUAUGCAAGGAAAGGACAGGAGGUGGCUAUUAAGAUCAUUGCUUCUAACCCAGAAGAACAGAAAAUGUUUGGGAGGCACUUUGGUGUAGACGACAGGCUUAUCAGUCACAUUUCUAGUCGAUCCGUGGACGUAAUCAGAACUAAUUACUGGAAUGAGUUAUCUAACGACGAGAAGGAUCUUGUUUUGAGACUUAAAAGGAUAUUCAAGAUACAAUGAAGAUUUUUGAGAUUUGAGAGUGAGGGACUUAAACUUAUGUAUUUUUUUUCUUUUUUUGAAGUGCUGAUUUUUUUAUUUUUUUUUCGUUUUUAAUAAUAUAGACAAACAACUCCUUUAAUGCCCCUAAAUACUUUAUGGAAGCAAUUGUCUUUUGUUUUUGGCUACCAAUAUUUUACAAAAUAUUUUGAUA